This is a messenger RNA of Spinacia oleracea (spinach), 1239 nucleotides long. RefSeq names its product probable indole-3-pyruvate monooxygenase YUCCA10. The record is from RefSeq and is a predicted model, not a curated record. Gene Ontology annotation, molecular function: N,N-dimethylaniline monooxygenase activity; flavin adenine dinucleotide binding; NADP binding. Lineage: Eukaryota; Viridiplantae; Streptophyta; Magnoliopsida; Caryophyllales; Amaranthaceae. The transcript has 4 exons. Bases 1 to 1146 code for a protein of 381 amino acids.
AUGGAAGAAACAAUAGUCCUAGUUGUAGGAGCUGGUCCUGCAGGACUUGGCAUUGCUGCAUGCUUAAGCCAAAAGUGUAUCCCCUACAUUGUCCUUGAAAGGGAAGAUUGUUGUGCUUCUCUAUGGAAGAAGCGUGCGUAUGAUCGUUGCCAUCUUCAUCUUGCAAAAGAGUUUUGCUCCUUUCCUUUGAAACCCCAUGCACCCGAAGCCAAUAAGUAUAUGUGUAAGGAUGAUUUUAUAGACUACAUUGAUGAGUAUGUUGAGCAAUUUGAAAUUACCCCGCGCUACUAUCACUCUGUUGAAUCUGCAUCCUUUGAUGAGAAUAAUGGGAAAUGGCUAGUUGAAGCCAGACAUACCGAAAAUAAUGUGACUAAAUUAUUUGUCUCGAGCUUUUUGGUUGUUGCAUCAGGUGAAAAUGGCAAGGGUUACAUCCCUGAUAUCCCCGGGUUAAAUGAUUUUAAAGGAGAUUUCAUGCAUUCGAGUGAGUAUAAGUCUGGUCGCCAGUUUCGAGACAAGGAUGUUUUGGUCGUGGGAUGUGGUAAUUCUGGGAUGGAAAUUAGCUAUGACCUUUCUAACUCUGGAGCUAACACUUCCACUGUUAUUAGAAAUCCGGUUCAUGUGGUGGAUAGAGAAAUGGUAUUUGUGGCAAUGCAAUUGGUGAAAUACCUUAGUCUUUCAACAGUAGACGCUCUAGUCUCUUUUGCUAGCAAAUUGAAGUACGGUGAUCUGUCUAAGUACGGAAUUUUCCGACCAAAGGAAGGCCCCUUUUUCCUAAAGAUUAAUAAAGGAAGGAGUCCCGUUAUCGAUGUUGGAACUAUUGCCAAAAUACAAUCAGGGGACAUUAAGGUUUUACCUGGAAUAGAGAGAAUUAACAAGAAUAAAGUCGUAUUUAAAGAUAAAGUUGAGUUAGACUUUGACGCAAUAAUAUUUGCAACCGGGUUUAAAAGCACGGCAUGUGAAUGGCUUAAGGAUUAUGAUUAUAUACUGAAAGACGAUGGAUUUCCAAAGAACCGUUGUCCAAAUCACUGGAAAGGAAAGAAUAAGUUGUAUUGCGCCGGACUAUCAAGAAUGGGAAUACAAGGUGCAACAAAGGAUGCCAUAGCCAUUACGGAUGAUAUUGAGAUGGUUUUAGGAAACCCUAAUUAAAGAGUAUUUGGUUACCAUGCCAAUCUUGGGUUUUUAUUAGUAGUUAAUUAAUUACUCGCAAUGUUUCCCCUUUUCCCUUCCGAGUUACGACUU